Messenger RNA from Rhagoletis pomonella (apple maggot), 1230 nucleotides. RefSeq lists its product as uncharacterized. The record is from RefSeq and is a predicted model, not a curated record. Lineage: Eukaryota; Metazoa; Arthropoda; Insecta; Diptera; Tephritidae.
ACCGCCUGUCGAAAAGUGACAUGCUGGCUAGGCUACGGGAGCGAGGUACUGAGAUACCAUCCAGCGCCACAAUUUCGCAAAUACGGGAAAUGUAUGAUCGAUUAACUGAUGCACUUGAAGUUUUAAAUGACGCACAUGAGGUACUGACUACUGAUGCCCACGCUUGGAAGGAAGAUAUGGCUUCCGUCCCACACACUGCCGCAACAAAUGCUACAGGUGCAGCCAUGGAAGAUGUGUCAUUGGCUGCUGUAGGGGAGAGCGGUCAAAACACAAAGAACGAACCUAUUUGCGCCUCCGACAGAAGUCAACCAGGUGCACCGAUUUAUGAAGCAACAUUAGGUGUAUUUUCAGAUCCACAUAUCACCAGUGCUGUACCAAAUACUUUCGUUUCGCGUCCAUGCAUUCCGUCGAAUGUUCAUUUUAUGCCUACUGUCGCUAACCAACAACACGGUGAUUCUGUCAAAGCACAAAUUGAAAAAUUCCAACGGGAACGUUAUUUGCUACUGCUGCAACAACAAGUGGAUGAAUUACGGCAAAUAAGCCGACCGCCAACAUGGAACAUCCGAAUGGGCAUUAGUGUAAUUGAGUCAAUGGAGCAAAAAUUUACCGCUGAUGAUGCUUAUAAUGUGCACAAGUGGAUCGAAGAUUUGGAAGACGCCUUCGAGAUCUUGCAGUUUGAUGAACGAGCUCGAUUCGUGGGAAUGCGUCAAUUACAGAGUGGAACUGCAAAAGUAUUCAUACGAACGAUAUCCAUGCAUACUUAUGACGCCUUACGCGAAGAGUUGCUCACGGAGUUUCGUCGCAGGUAUUCAACUGAUGAAGUGUACAGGCAAUUGCGGUCUCGACGCCUGAAGCCAAAUGAAACUAUCCACCGUUACGUUAUCGGGAUGCAGGAAAUCACUGAUCGUGCCAGAGUUCCCGAAAGUGAAUUGAUCGAUAUUAUCAUCGGUGGAAUUGGGGUACAUCAAAGGCUGCCGCAACAUUACGCGCAUUAAAAGACUCAAUCGUGCGAUACGAAUGAUUGCGAUCAAAGCCAAGCAUUGUUAUGCCAGUUCGUCGUGUUAUUCCAUUUGUGCCAAACACUGCUGUCGAGCCAAAUGCAUCAUCGGUUACACGUUCCACUGCUGCCCUCCUAAAUGUUUUGUACGCCGCUCAAAUGUAUCAAAGUUGGAAGUGCAACCAUUAUUCAAAACGGAGUAUAAGGGCUUGGGAAAUGUUUCACUGAUGUCC